AUGUCAAAAGCUGUUUAUGCAAAAAUAUGGAUGAGCACAAACAAUUUCAACGCUCGACGAAGAUAUGGAUGUUUACAAGUUGGAUCUAGAUUAAGUCCUUGGCUACUUGUUUGGGGAGUUUAUUGUGUGUCGUUAGUUUUUCCAGCCUUAGACACUGAAUAUAAGAAAAUGCUUAGUUUUGGAAUUUGGAAAGAAACAGAUGUUGGAUAUAAUAAAACAGCUCCCCCACCUUAUGAAUAA
Molecule: messenger RNA, 240 nt
Organism: Plasmodium yoelii
Lineage: Eukaryota; Apicomplexa; Aconoidasida; Haemosporida; Plasmodiidae
Product: conserved protein, unknown function
Exons: 2
Coding region: 1-240 (79 amino acids)
Source: RefSeq, a predicted model, not a curated record